AUUAAAGAAUCAAUAUGGAAAGCAGUGCUAAAGUUAAGGUAGACAACCCAGUUGUAGAGCUCGAUGGAGAUGAGAUGACCAGAGUCAUCUGGAAGAUGAUCAAGGACAUGCUCAUCCUUCCUUAUCUGGAUAUUCCUAUUGAGUAUUAUGAUUUAGGAAUGGAAAGCAGAGAUUCUACCGAUGACAAGGUCACUCUUGACGCAGCUAAGGCUAUCAAGAAGCAUGGUGUUGGUAUCAAGUGUGCUACCAUCACUCCUGAUGAAGCUAGAGUGGAGGAGUUCAAGCUUAAGAAGAUGUGGAAAAGUCCAAACGGUACUAUCAGGAAUUACCUUAAUGGAACUGUGUUCAGAGAGCCUAUUGUUAUUGACAACAUCCCUAGGUUGGUCCCUGGCUGGACCAAGCCAGUUAUUAUUGGCAGACAUGCCUUUGGAGAUCAAUACAGAGCCACUGAUAAAGUAGUUGAUGGGCCAGGAAAGUUCAUCCUUAAAUUUGUUCCAGAGAAAGGUGGAAAAGUUGAAGAGAUUGAAGCUUACACUUUCAAGGGAAAGGGUGUCCUAAUGGGAAUGUACAACACAGAUGAGUCAAUCAUUGGAUUUGCUCACUCCUGCUUUGGUUACGCUCUUGAUAGAAAUUAUCCACUUUAUAUGAGUACCAAGAAUACCAUUUUGAAGAAGUAUGACGGUAGGUUUAAAGAUAUCUUCCAGGAUAUCUACGAGACAACUUACAAGCAGAAGUUCGAAGAGAAAGGGUUGUGGUACGAGCAUAGGCUUAUUGACGAUAUGGUCGCUUUCAGCAUGAAAUCUGACGGCGGAUACGUCUGGGCUUGCAAAAACUACGAUGGUGAUGUGCAAAGUGACACCCUUGCACAGGGAUAUGGAUCUCUAGGAUUGAUGACAUCAGUCUUAGUCUCUCCAGAUGGAUGUAUUGAAGCUGAAGCUGCUCAUGGAACUGUGACUAGGCAUUACAGAAACCACCAGAAAGGGAAGGAGACUUCUACAAACCCAGUUGCUAGCAUCUUUGCUUGGACUAGAGGACUUGCACAUAGAGCCAAGCUUGAUGAUAAUGAGGAGUUAGGCCACUUCUCUAAACUUCUCGAAGAGGCUGUGAUUGGUACCAUCCAAUCAGGAGUAAUGACCAAGGAUCUAGCUAUCUGUGUGAAGGGAUCCAAUGAUGUUGACAGAUCUGACUACGCUAGCACUGAAGAAUUUAUGCAAAAGAUUAAAGAGAACUUUGACGCUAGCUGGACUGCGAAAUUCCAAUCUAGAAUUUAAAUAGGAGAUAAAAAUUACGUUAGUUUAAAUAUUUUUGCAUUA
Moneuplotes crassus is the source of this 1313-nucleotide messenger RNA. Lineage: Eukaryota; Ciliophora; Spirotrichea; Euplotida; Euplotidae. The record is from the annotation of a GenBank genome assembly.